GUUUGCUGAUCGGAAACUUGCUCCAAGACUUCAUAGUUGACGAAACUCAGGAUAUCGAAGGAAGGGAAUGGAUUUGGCUCCACUAUGGAACUUCUUUCCGAGCGAUUUACACCAUGUACGAGAUCACCUUUGCAGGGAACUGGGGUAUCUAUGCCAGACCCGUCUUGGAGCACGUCAGCCACUUCUACUGUAUUUUCUUUAUCAUCUACAUCACCUUCGUGGUCUUCGCCGUCAUUCGCGUGAUCACCGCUAUCUUCCUUCGCGAGACCCUCGAGGCCGCUAACAACGACGCGGAGCUCAUGGUCCAAGAAGGUCUGCGAAGAAAGGCCACCUACAUUCACAAGCUCGAGGCCAUCUUCAAUGCGAUUGAUGAGAGCCAGGACGGCUUGAUUGAUGAGGAGGAGCUGAAUGAGCUCUUCAUGGAUUCGCGGGUGACUACCUACCUAGAGACACUCGAGAUCGACGUGAUGCAGUCCUCUGCGUUGUUCCACUUGCUUGCCAACAGUGAUGGACAAAUUACAUGUGCCGACUUCAUUGACGGCAUUUUGAGAUGCAAGGGCCCGGCGCGAGCUAUCGAUCAGAUCAUGAUGGAGACCGGGCAUGCACAUCUACUUCGGGGCAGGAAGCCUUAA
Messenger RNA from Symbiodinium sp. CCMP2456, 632 nucleotides. The record is from the annotation of a GenBank genome assembly. Lineage: Eukaryota; Dinophyceae; Suessiales; Symbiodiniaceae.